Naumovozyma castellii is the source of this 804-nucleotide messenger RNA. RefSeq names its product oxidoreductase (gene ORA1). The transcript has a single exon. The record is from RefSeq and is a predicted model, not a curated record. Bases 1 to 804 code for a protein of 267 amino acids. Lineage: Eukaryota; Fungi; Ascomycota; Saccharomycetes; Saccharomycetales; Saccharomycetaceae.
AUGUCUCAAGGUCCUAAAGCUGCCGAAAGAUUGAAUGAGAAGAUUGUGUUUAUCACUGGUGCUUCAGCUGGUAUUGGGCAAGCCACCGCUUUGGAAUACAUGGAUGCGUCGAACGGUACUGUGAAAUUGGUUCUAGUUGCCAGAAGAUUGGAGAAAUUACAACAAUUGAAGGAAGUCAUUGAGGCAAAAUACCCUAAGAGUAAAGUCUAUAUUGGGAAGUUGGAUGUGACAGAGCUUGAGACCAUUCAACCAUUCUUGGAUAAUCUUCCUGAGGAAUUUAAGGAUAUUGAUAUCUUGAUUAAUAAUGCCGGGAAGGCAUUAGGUUCCGAUCGUGUAGGUGAUAUUGAUAUAAAAGAUGUGAAGGGAAUGAUGGAUACCAAUGUCUUGGGGUUGAUCAAUGUGACGCAAGCUGUGUUGCACAUUUUCCAAAAGAAGAACUCCGGUGAUAUUGUGAACUUAGGUUCAGUUGCUGGAAGAGAUGCAUACCCAACAGGGUCCAUUUACUGUGCUUCUAAAUUUGCCGUGAGGGCCUUUACUGAAAGUUUGAGAAGGGAAUUAAUUAAUACCAAGAUUAGGGUGAUAUUGAUAGCCCCGGGUAUCGUCGAAACUGAAUUCUCAGUUGUUAGAUACAAGGGUGAUAAUGAGCGUGCUAAAUCUGUCUACGAUGGAGUUCACCCCUUGGAAGCAGACGACGUAGCAGAUUUAAUUGUAUACACCACUUCAAGAAAACAGAACACAGUAAUUGCUGACACUUUGAUAUUCCCAACCUCUCAAGGUUCCGCAUUCCACGUCCAUCGCGAUUAA